AUGGAUGCUUUCGGCGUACAAUCAUGCAAAGCGGCCGUAUUUGCUGAGCAGAGCGCAGUGUACAUACAUUGUUGUGAGGUUUAUUACGAAGUAUCUUUUACUGUGGCAACUUUGCAAUGUUUAAGGUUAAAUGCAGUGUUUUUGCGCAUCAGUUUUCUCGAAUCCCCAUCAGUGCGAAGAAUGUGCGUUAUCCCGAGGAGUGAAUUCGAUUCUCGAGAAACUUGCUGGCCUAAACUCGCCUUGUAUUGUCCAUGUGAAAUACUGUGUAGUGGUAAAGGUUGGUAUACAACUUUAUUUAAAUGUGUGUAAAAUCCUGCUAUUUGAUUUAUAUGCAUGCGCGUACAGGACUACAAGUCCUUAGCCAAGUCUCAAACAUGUCGUUUAAUUUUUAAUAGUUGGAUCCCAUAUAGCAAUAACUCCAGCUACAUCAACAGAUGUUGAGGAAUAUCCUCAGGCACCUUUGCUCGACCUCAAUGCUGAAUCUCUUCACUGCAAUUGUUCAAAAUUUCCCAAUGCAGACAAAAUUAUGAUAGUUUCUGAAGAUGACAGCCCUCGCCAUUUAACUCCUGACAGUGCUGAGCCUGAGGAAGCCAGCUUUGAGAGGGACAUAAACAAUACAGGUAUUUUUAUAAUACAUACGUCCAAAUACAUAUUCGUGUUGGUCAAAUGCUCUCAAAUUCAUGAUUUAUUCACCAUUUCCAAUAAAAAUCAAGAGUUUAUAUGAAAGGGCAAUUGACACUCGACUUGUUGUUCAUUUACUAAGAGAGGAAUUAGGGAAUUGUUUAUAAUUAUAAGGGCUGGCUCGUCUUACCUGAUCACGAGGGGCUAGACCAUCCAUACAUUUAUAAAACAAUUACACUUCAUACGUACUGUAAGGCCACAUAAAAUAAAUUCCUUGAUUCUCAUCACCGCCCGACUGUAUUUUAAGAGCCGCGUGAAAUUUUUUUAUAUUUUGUUAUACAAUAUAUAUGAACCUCCCGACAAAAUAUUUCAAGAUAGUUAGGUUUUUGUAUUUAAAAUUGGGUUUUUAGUGCCAUUUUAAACUGCCAAUUUCAAACAAAUAGAACCUUGAAAGAAAUUUCAUUGCAUUUUAACGGAACUUCGCAUUCAGUUCAAAGGUUCAGUCAUUGUUCGUGGAGAAAUAUGUUCAUUUUGGUUUGUGACACUUCACUUUGGAAAUCACAGAAAAAUUAAAUGUUAGGAAUUAUUUUUCUAUUUAUUGAUGAUAAAUUAUAUAAAUAUUAAAUAUAAAAUAUAAACCUCCCGGCUCUUCGACAUUUUCAAAGUCUAGUGAUGAGCAUCAAGGAAUUUAUUUUAUGUGGCCUAAGACAGGUCAGCCUGUCCACCUUCAUGACUAACUGAUUUUUCAAUGUAAAGUGACCAACUUGGGCUUGCAAGAAACAUAUUUUAUACAUGUAUCAAUAUCUAUCUGAAUUGUUAUGAUUUUUUGUAAAUUUGCUCCAUAUAAAUCAUUAAUUAGACUUUAAUGUCAAACCUAACACUAUAUUAUUUUAAUUAAACUCAUAAACAAGUUAUUCCCACAAAAUUGACCUUGCCAAUUAUUCUCUUUUACCCAAAUGAAUGGCUUCUUUUCCAUGUCAACUUAUUUUAGCAUAUGUCAGGGGCAGAUUAAUUAAAUUCACAUUUUUUCAUGGAUGAAUUUGUUUCUUGCUGUUCUUAGGCUUAAUAACAAAGUAAUUUACAGCCUGUUCAUACAAAAUCGUUAUUUUCUCACAAAAGUUUCACCUACAUCUUUUCCUCAGUCAUUUAGCUACUGGAUAUGAUAAAAUAGUACUGAACAAAAUUGGAAAUUCUAACAUUCCUAAAUUUUUUUUAGGUCUUCAACCUGAUCACCAUGAAUCCGAUGAUGCUUCAGAUGAAUGGUUUAGAAAUGAAUCUGAAGGGAAUGCAUGGCUUGGUGUUGUUAACUAA
Messenger RNA from Paramuricea clavata, 1932 nucleotides. NCBI's taxonomy places the organism in Eukaryota, Metazoa, Cnidaria, Anthozoa, Malacalcyonacea, Plexauridae. The record is from the annotation of a GenBank genome assembly.